Zonotrichia leucophrys gambelii is the source of this 310-nucleotide messenger RNA. RefSeq lists its product as uncharacterized. The transcript is spliced from 3 exons. The coding region runs from base 2 to 304 and encodes 100 amino acids. The record is from RefSeq and is a predicted model, not a curated record. NCBI's taxonomy places the organism in Eukaryota, Metazoa, Chordata, Aves, Passeriformes, Passerellidae.
GAUGGCAGCGCCGCCGCCUCAGGGCGGUGCCUCAGCGCCCCCGGAGCCGCCCUCGCGGCCCUCGCGGCCCUCGCGGCUGCCGGUGCCGCAGGAGAAGCGGGCUCCGUCCGACGGGCCGCCCGCGGCCCCUCCCCAGCAGAAACGAUUGCGGACCGGGCUCGGGCACGGAGAUGCCAAGGCCGCGCCCAAGGCCCCGCUCAGGGCCCCGCUGCGAACGCUGGGCCCCGACGCGGCCGCGAGUAAGAACGAUGGCCCUCGCGAGGCGGCGUCGGUGGCGGCUGCUCCUCGGGCUGGUGAGACCUGAGACCCC